Lineus longissimus is the source of this 2235-nucleotide messenger RNA. RefSeq names its product probable methyltransferase-like protein 25. The transcript is spliced from 9 exons. The record is from RefSeq and is a predicted model, not a curated record. NCBI's taxonomy places the organism in Eukaryota, Metazoa, Nemertea, Pilidiophora, Heteronemertea, Lineidae. The coding region runs from base 149 to 1918 and encodes 589 amino acids.
GUCACAGAAUCACCAAUAUCUGAGCAAAAAACACUUUAAAAACUCGGGAAGAUCCCCAAAUAUUCCUGCUUUCGGUGGUGCAGCCGCAAGAUAGCAGCGACAGUAAAACACAUUGGAAAAAUCACGUCAUUCGACCAAAGGAUUCGUUAUGUUCCUUCCACCAUUCUAUGUGGACAGCCCUGAUGCGUACCUGAAAGAUGCUACUAAAUGCCUCCAGGAAAACUACUGGAUCUUCAACUUCCAAAUUACAAAUUUCUUCGGGAAUAGUACAUGGGAGAAGAUACCGGUAGAAUGGAGGGAACCUCUUCUUGACCUAUCAACUCAAGAGCUGAAUGAAUUGCCAUACCACUACUGUAAGGAAGAUUGGCCAGAGUCCUUGAAGUCCUUCCUCCAACUUUCCCAACGACUUUCUCUCCCGCGUCAACAAAGCGGAAAAAAUCCUACCGUCAAAAUCAACAAAGACAUCAAGCGCGGGAUGAUCCCGAAGAAGAUCGCUGAGGUGUCGUCUUUGGCGGCUGUGGUGGACGCCGUGUGUCGGGAGGGACGCUGUGAGGGGGUCAUCGAUGUUGGCGCUGGACUGGGUUACCUCGGUCAAGUCCUCACCUCUCAAUACGGCCGUGACGUCAUAAGUCUCGAACUGAAGGAUGACAACACCGAGGGAGCCAAACAGCGUCAGGUAAAACAAGGUUCAAAUCCAAAAUCACGGCUCUAUACCGUGGAAUUGAAAGACGACACCGAAUCGCGAGAAAACUUGAAGGAAAUUCUCCGGAUGGAAUCCAGAAAUUUAGCUAAGACGAGAUCAGAAAAAACUAGUUGUCGUCAUUGUCCUGAUUCAUGUGAGUCUGAGGUGACCGUGUCAAGCUGCGUCACACAUGGUUGUGAGACAACGUCUCCUACUGUCGGAGGGGAUAAGACGAUAUAUAAAUGUGCCAGCGGUGAUUCACUGAAAACGGAAAACAGCGCAGAUAGUGGCCUUAACUGUAACUUGUGCAUCUCGGAGAAAAAUAACGAACCAAGUGAUUCUGGUGUGAUGUCAGGCUGCGUCACUCAUGGUUGUGAGAUAUUGUCACAUACUGUCGGGGAGGAUAAGACAAGAAGUGAAUGCGCCCGCAGUGAAUCAGAAAACGGCGCUAAUGGUGGCCUUUGUUGUAACUUGUGCAAUACCGAGAUAGCUAAAGGACCGUGUGAUGAUUUAGAUACUCGACAACUUUCUCAAAAUGUUUCGCGACGCAUUGACGUCGGAUUCUGUAUGGUAGGGCUCCAUUGCUGUGGAGAUCUCACACCGACGAUGCUGAAAAUGUUUGGCGAUAUCGAGGAGUUGACGCAUCUUGUCUGCGUGAGUUGCUGCUAUCAUAACAUGGAGAAGGAGGGCGAUGACGGGUUUAGAAACUUUCCGAUGAGUUGUCAGGUUCGGGAUGCUGUUUGUGGUGGUGUAGACCGCUGGUGCAGUCAUUUUGCAUUUCGGCUUGCGGCUCAGGAGACGAGAGCCCGAUGGAAACAUCAGUCCAAGGAUGAGCAUGAGCAGCACACAAGACACGUGGCCUACCGCGGCAUCCUGCAAGAGUUCAUGGGGAAUGGAGAUAACAAACUGAAGAAAAUCAAAAGGAAAGUAGCGCGAAAGUCUGCGUUUGUCGAUUUCGGUAGCUACCUUGAUGCCGUAUUGGAAAGAACGGAGGGUGUUGAUGUCUGCAGUCAGAGGCAGGAGCUCUUGGACCUCUACAUAACGUACGAAGACAGAUUCGAAUACAUCGAGCCUAUUACGGCCCUUCAGGUCAUCCUGCAGCCAGUGAUAGAGAGCCUCAUCACGAUCGACAGAGUCAUCUACCUAAACGAGCGGGGCAUUCCAGCGGAGAUCGUUCCAUUAUUCGACGAGUUUGUAUCACCGAGGAAUUUAGCAAUAAUUGCAAAAAAGUCUUGAUUGAGAUCUUUUGGACGAUGUCAUAAUGUGCCUUUCUGCCGACCCCAAUGAUUUUACCAAGCACGUAUAACGGACAGCACUUGUCAGUCCCGAGGGUGUCCAUAAUAGAGAGGUUCUACUGGGUAUUAAUGGGUACACCGUUAGCUGGAAGAUGGGCAUUUAAACCCAUAGGGUAUGACCUUCUUCAUCGAAAUAACAACUCAAACUCCUCUGCCCCAAGUGUGACAUUACAAAUUUGUGUUGCCCGAACAAAAUUGUGCUGUGAUUUGCAAGCUCUAAUGUGCGAUGUAAUAAAUAUCUGUGGAAUAUUCAUUUUA